Messenger RNA from Strongylus vulgaris, 219 nucleotides. NCBI's taxonomy places the organism in Eukaryota, Metazoa, Nematoda, Chromadorea, Rhabditida, Strongylidae. The record is from the annotation of a GenBank genome assembly.
AUGAUCGUUUCAUCUCUUCAUUAUGAUGACACUGUUUGCCCUUUUCGUUGUGUAACGAAAGCUGUGUUUAAGAGGGAAAAGGACAGCUUUAAAGUUGCGUUCGUGGAUGAUAUGCAAGUUUAUGCCACGAUCGACCAUCUUGACACAUGGCGAGCAAUGGAGAAGCUGUACGACGCUGGCAAAGUGAAGGUAAUAUCACCGGAGAAUUUCAAAAAAUAA